UAAAAUUCCAAUUUAUUGUCGAAAUAUGCCACAUGUUUCAGCUGGGACUGGAGCUGCAACUUCAGUUCAGUGCUCUCUAUCCCUUUCUCUGGCAAUGGCGGGAACUCUACAAACCCUAAGUUUCCGACCUGGAUCGGCCGGAACCCUACCCUAUCGUCCCCGAAUUCCACAUUCUCCGGCGAUCCACGCCGGACUUCUCUUUGGUCACACCUUCAAUUCCAGUCCCACCCCAUUACUUCUUCGUAAAACCCAUUCAAUUUCAAGCCCCAUCAGAGCCAAUCACCACUCCGAUCAGGUCCGUGGUAAUGGAAAUCAUUCUUCUAAGGUUCCCGGUUCUGCCGCGGCCUCAAUUUUGGCGAGAAAAUUGUUGACUUUUGCAUCCAACAAUUUUCUUCCGUUAGCUCUUGUUGGUGGGGUGCUGUUUGGGCUAGUUAACCCUAGUCUUGGUUGUCUGGCUGAUAGAUACUAUAUGUCAAAAUUUAGCACUUUUGGGAUAUUUAUUAUAUCUGGUUUAACUUUGCGUAGUGAAGAAAUUGGUGCAGCUGCUGAGGCAUGGCCAGUUGGAAUUUUUGGGCUAGGUUCUAUCUUGUUGUUGACUCCCUUAUUUUCAAGGUUUAUUUUGCAACUUCAGCUCGAGCCUCAAGAAUUUGUCACAGGGCUGGCCAUAUUUAGCUGUAUGCCAACAACAUUAUCAAGUGGAGUAGCGCUGACUCGGCUUGCUGGGGGGAAUUCUGCUCUUGCGCUUGCAAUGACUGUAAUAUCUAAUCUGCUGGGAAUCUUGUUUGUGCCCUUUUCUAUCUCGGUGUUGAUAGCUAAUGGAGUUGGUGUAUCUGUUCCUACCAAACAGUUGUUCAGAAACCUUGUUCUAACGCUUCUGGUCCCUCUUCUUUUGGGGAAGGUUUUUCGAGAAUCCUUCAAAGGCUUGGCAGUCUUUGUUGAUCAACAUCGCAAGCUUUUUUCAGUGAUUAGUGCACUCUUACUUGGUUUGGUGCCAUGGAUACAGGUGAGUAGAUCGAGCUCGAUGCUGCUAAUGGUUAAGCCUGCAGUUUUUCUGGUUGCCGUUGGGAUGGGAGCGCUUCUGCAUCUCAGCCUUCUAGCUUUCAAUGCUCUUGCAAUACAAGGACUCUCGACUGUGUCUGGUGGUAGCAAAUCUAUGUUUGCUAAGAGAGAAAAUGCCGUUGCUCUUCUACUUGUUGCAAGCCAGAAAACUCUGCCUGUGAUGGUAGCAGUCGUGGAGCAGCUUGGUGGUGCAUUGGGUGAAUCUGGCUUGCUGGUUCUUCCUUGUGUCGCCGCACAUCUGAACCAGAUUGUAAUGGACUCAUUUCUCAUAAACUUCUGGGUUCAAAAGGAGCAGUCGGCCAAGGUAGCUUGAAAUAUAGAAAAUAAGAUCUUGAUCAUUCAAUGGUUUAAUGUGGGACUCAGAAUAUUUUUUGAUCCAAGCAUGUUUGAACUAUGUAUCACUAAUUCAGAGUCAUUCGAUAUUCCCAGUCUCUUGUUUGUAGUAUUUUAGAGUUUUACAAAGGGCUAGCUAGCCGAGGUGAGCUCCGUUUCCCUCUCUAUUUUUUUACACCAAAACGAUAUGGUUUUGAUGAAUAACAAAAUGCAUUACACAGCCUUGCACUA
Camellia sinensis is the source of this 1623-nucleotide messenger RNA. Its product is annotated as Sodium Bile acid symporter family. The record is from RefSeq and is a predicted model, not a curated record. Gene Ontology annotation, cellular component: chloroplast envelope. NCBI's taxonomy places the organism in Eukaryota, Viridiplantae, Streptophyta, Magnoliopsida, Ericales, Theaceae.